CUUUGCAAAAGAUAAAGUAUUUACAAUGUCUACAGGAUCUAAUUCAGACUCGGACAUCGAUAUGAAAACCAGACCUUUGAAAAAGGGGAAAAAACAAAAGAUUCCCAUAAGUCCGACGGCAGACAUUUUGAAAGAACCUAGAAAAUUAACAACAAGAGAAAUGAUUAACGACGCUUUAGGAGAAUUGAAAUCGCGCAAAGGCGUGUCAUAUCAAGCUAUAAAAAAAUACUUGGUUGAGAAGUACGAAGUUGACACUGACAAAAUGAGUUUUUAUAUAAAGAAAUAUUUGAAAAAUGCCGUCGAAUCUGGAGCCAUAGUACAGACCAAAGGCAUUGGCGCGACAGGUUCAUUUAGAUUAGCAGCAGUGAAAAAGAAAGCAGAGAAAAAACUUGAACCCGAGAAGAAACUUAAGAAAAUGGAGAAAUCUAAAAAGACAGACAAAGUUGAGAAAAUUAAAGAUAAAGAAAAGAAGAGCAAGGUAAAAGAGGAUAAGAAGAAAAUUGAAAAGAAAACCGUAACAAAAGACAAUAAGGACCAAACUAAAUCGAAGAAAGUAAAAAUAAACAAAGAAUCAAAAGAAAAAACGAAGAAACAGGAAAAGAAAACGGCUGUAAAACCAAACAAAGAUUCAAAAACGACUAAAUCGAAAGGAACCAAAAUGGCAACCCAAACUCCCGCCAAAAAGAAAACUACAAUGAUGAAACGAAAAAGCAUCGGUUCCAUAAUCAAACCGCCAAAAAUGAAACCAAAGGCGAGUUGAACAAUUCUAUUAUGAUUUUCUGUUGAUUAUUGUAAAUAAUUUCUUAGAAUGAGAAUAGAUAACAUGAUUUACAUAUA
Messenger RNA from Hyposmocoma kahamanoa, 837 nucleotides. RefSeq names its product histone H1.1, embryonic-like. The transcript has a single exon. The coding region runs from base 26 to 760 and encodes 244 amino acids. Gene Ontology annotation, cellular component: nucleosome. Gene Ontology annotation, molecular function: structural constituent of chromatin; DNA binding. Gene Ontology annotation, biological process: nucleosome assembly. The record is from RefSeq and is a predicted model, not a curated record. NCBI's taxonomy places the organism in Eukaryota, Metazoa, Arthropoda, Insecta, Lepidoptera, Cosmopterigidae.